AUGUCUUAUUUGAUUUUUGCUUUUAAGACUAAUGAUUUAGAAGAAGUUAAUAUAAAACGUGUACUUAAAGGUUCUGGAACUGGCAAGAUUACUAAAAUACUCAAUAAUGAUAACCUUUUGAUAUGUAAAUCUGAUGGUAAAGAAUGUUUAAUUGAUGAAUGUUAUAUCGUUCAAGUUCUUAGUUCUUAA
Messenger RNA from Dentiscutata heterogama, 189 nucleotides. The record is from the annotation of a GenBank genome assembly. NCBI's taxonomy places the organism in Eukaryota, Fungi, Glomeromycota, Glomeromycetes, Diversisporales, Gigasporaceae.